Molecule: messenger RNA, 759 nt
Organism: Fusarium falciforme
Lineage: Eukaryota; Fungi; Ascomycota; Sordariomycetes; Hypocreales; Nectriaceae
Exons: 1
Coding region: 1-759 (252 amino acids)
Biological process (GO): calcium-mediated signaling
Cellular component (GO): cytoplasm; nucleus
Molecular function (GO): calcium-dependent protein serine/threonine phosphatase regulator activity; nucleic acid binding
Source: RefSeq, a predicted model, not a curated record
AUGGAGCCUUCACCUCGACACUCCCGCUCCUCCUCGUCUGCCUCGCGACGAUCAAACCUCACCCUCGACCUCUCGUCCAUCCCGCCCAUGACCCCGCCCACACCCCCAUCAAACACCCUCCUCCUCACCAACCUCGCCGACCCGGCCAUCUUCCUCCCCGAGAACCUCGACGUCAUCCGCGACCUCAUUUCCCAAUCGGCCACCAUCCACGCCUUCUCUCCGCUCAAGUCGUUCCGACGCAUCGUCGUCUCCUUCUACGACGAGCAGGCCGCCAUCGCCGUCCGACAGAUCUGGGACAACGAAGUCAUCAUGGGUCAGCAGUGCCGCGUCUACUUUGGCAAGCCUACACCUGUCGAUCAGCGAGAUGAGCACCUCGCUCUCCCCGAUGCCGGCAAGCUCUUCUUCAUCUCACCUCCUCCUAGCCCUCCCCACGGCUGGGAGGAUCGUCUCGAGGAUGCUCCCAACAAGCUCGUGCACGCCGAGGACCUGGCCGACGCUCUGGCUAAGCUGCACCACCGCGCCGGCCCCGUCGACGACGAUGCCAGCUCGCCCAUUACACCUCCCGACUCUGCUCUUCCCGGCCGCACGCGCUCGCGCUCCUCCACGCUCAUCUACAAGCCCAACGAGGAGAGCAGCAUGCCCGCCGUUUUUGUCGAGGACAUGACUGAUGAGCCCUGCGAGUACAGCCCCGUGGAGCCCACCAAGCCCAUCAUGGCUCACACUGCCCGGCCACCUGUCGAGCUUAUGAGCGACGCCUAA